This is a messenger RNA of Rhinopithecus roxellana (golden snub-nosed monkey), 6734 nucleotides long. RefSeq names its product C-terminal binding protein 1 (gene CTBP1). Gene Ontology annotation, molecular function: oxidoreductase activity, acting on the CH-OH group of donors, NAD or NADP as acceptor; NAD binding; transcription corepressor activity. The coding region runs from base 4636 to 5928 and encodes 430 amino acids. Lineage: Eukaryota; Metazoa; Chordata; Mammalia; Primates; Cercopithecidae. The record is from RefSeq and is a predicted model, not a curated record. The transcript has 10 exons.
GAAACCCUGAGAGUUGGGGCUAGAGGGCCCGGAGCCAGGGCCGAGGCGGCGGGUGCGCAGGGUGCUCCGUGGAGCCCGAGCACCACCCCGCAAGUCCUCUCCAGCGUUUCUGUAGGAGCUCGGCAGGGAGCACACGUCCCUGGGGAAGAAAACGGCGCUGGUGGCUGGGCCCGCGCCGCGGGCGUCCUCGCUAAGCUCCUAGCGGGUGGCCUGUGCGCGUCUGUGUACUCGUCUGUGCUUGGGGCAGGGUUGGGGCAGUACCGUGGGGUAACUAUUUGCCGUUGCAGCUGAGGAUGACAGCUGCGGUUUGGGGGUCCCUCGUUCUGUGUCCUGGAACUUUGUAGGGCGUGGCUCUGCCCUGGGCCUCAGCACCAGGUCUCCCCUGCCUGCCCAGGCCUGGCCACCUCCCUCUGGGGUCUGGGUUUGGCUCCUGGUUGGCACUGUCAGCUCUGCAGACGCGUUUUGCCCUCUGUGAUGCUGUCGCCCAUCUUUGAGCACUUGCUUCCAUGCUGGCGUCCUCUGCAGAGCUCUGGGAGGGACAUGCAGUGGGGGCUGCAGUCUGUUCACUGCCCGGGCUGCCUCGUCCGCCUGCCUGGCCAUUUUUGAAGUGUCUGCCAGUGUCCGCAACAUGCACUUCGUCCUGUUAGCCUUGACCAGGGCAGCUGUUAGUUCUGAGAGGUGGACAUGUGGUUGGGAAUGUCAGUGAGUAGGAUCUUCCCUUCUACACACUUGUCAUUAACCUGAGAACAUGCCAGUGGGGGAGGGGAGAUUUGGCCCGGGGUGCACAGGACUGUGGGCUGGUCCUGUCCCUCUGCUGAGUGGGAUGAGCCUUGGCCCAGCCCUGUGGACUUGGCGCAGAACCGACCCCAGCCACGUCCUGGGGGGAUUGGAGGUGCUGGCCGGUCCUGUCUGCCUCCUCCAAGGGCUGGGAGCCCCCCACUCUUUGGACAUUUGUAGUGUAAGGUUCCAUUAUCCAGCAGACAGCCACUGUUAACAGUCACUCUGUUAAUAAAUUUUUUUAGAGGAACCCUGGACAGAAGUAGUCACGCUCUUCAGGAAGUGGGCCCCAGGCUCGAGAGGCCCAGUCUCUUCCUUUAGGGCUCAGAGGUGGCUGUUCAGCCACACCUGGCUCCCCAGCAGCCUGGCAGUUUUUCUUCUCUGCCUGUAACUAGCCCUUUCAACUUCCUGUAGCCAGUGCCCCCAGAGUGUGACCUGGUCUGAGUUGAUGGUGGCGUCCCUGAGCCAAGAGGUGUACGGCUGGUACCACUAGUGUUGCUGAGAACCCUUUAGGCAGCGCUCUGUGCCCGGAUGUGCCCUGGCACUCCCCAUGCAGUGCCCAAGUCAAAGGCAUGUGCCCUGUGAGGUGUUUACCCAGGUGACUCUCCUUCUAGAAGGACUUCAUGUUUUCCACUCCACUCAGGGCUGGAGAGGGCUCCGUCCGGGUGGUGCUGACGGUGCAGGCCUGGCUCAGGGCCCAGGGGUGGCCAGGAGGUGGUGGAGGCAGCAGGUGGUGUCCUCCGGGUUCUGUGGUUGAACUGCAUCGCCCGAGGGAACGCUGGUCAGAGUACCGGGGUCCUCUGGUGGUCGCUGGAUUUUGGUCGUUGUGGGUAAGAGCUCUGUGCUGGGAGUGUCUGCCCCCCAGGUCCUCCAUUGUCAGCUGCAGUGGCCAGGGCCCACUACUCUCCCCCACACUGGGUCGGGGUAACCCACAAGAUGCCACCUGCGUCACUGACCGUCCCUUCCAGAAGCUCAUCCAGCCACACACUCCAUGUGGUAUCUCCCACGAGGAAGCGUUCACUUUUUUCCUGUAAAGUCAGAAAUCUCUUCGGUGGCCUUUUGUCAAGCCAAACAUUAACCUUGAGUUGUCUCUCUGGGUGGCCCCAGGCGGUGCCAGUUCUUAUGGGCGUUGAAGGAGAGUGAGGAUGGCCCUGAGGGAAGCCCAGUUGGUUUGGAUGGGGAAGGAGUUGGGGCUAUGGCCCUGAGAGAGGUGUGGGUGGCGUUGGGACCAGGCCCCUUCUGACCCUCCCCUGGCACCACCAGCAACUCCCCAGGCCUGGUGUGGCCCAUGCCACCCUGCCUGCCUGUGCCACCCUGCCUACCCAUGCCACCCUGCCCGCCCAUGCACCCUGCCCCGCCACCCGUGUCACCCUGCCCACCCGUGUCACCCUGACCUGCCGCCCAUCUGUGGUGUGAGGGCUGCUGGGCUGCCCUGUCUGCAUGGCUGGAGUGAGCCUCAGAGGUGUCCGAGGCUGCCUCUCAAGUUGUGUCGUGUGUAGAAAGUCCUGUUGAGAGGGAGAGGAAGGGGUGUAGCCCUGAUAUCCCACGCGUGGUAGGAGCCGGGAAGGUGAUGUUCUGGGGGUCCUGGAGCUCAUAGGGUAUGUGCAUGUGCUCGUGCUCCCUGAAUAAACGGGGAAACGUACGGCUCCACGGGUGUCCUGGAGAGGAAUCUUGCUGGCAAAUCUGUGCCUUUGAUUGCAGCCCCUACGCUGUGUCCUCUGAGCUGUGAUGCGGCCCCGCAGGCCUUGUGGAGUACCGUGGCUCCCUGGCUCCUAGGGAUGCUGCCGUCGGAGGUGCUGUAACGGCUCGUGGAUGACUUGGGCGGUGUCUGUCUGGGGCGCUGUCGUCGAAGGAGCUGUGGGUGACAGGCAGUGUCUGAGGGAGGUUCUGGUGGCCCCAUGCUGUCAGCCCAGUGGCUCCACGCUGCUGUGUAGUCCCUCUUGGGGGCCUGCCUUCUCUGCCGUUGAAGGGCAGGGGCUCAGUUCCCUCUGGGUGGCAGGUGGCUGUAUCUCAGGACCGGAAGGCUCCAGGUUAGGCUGUGCACAGCUUUCGUUCAUGUCAGCUCCUGGCUGGGCAGCACAGGGGCCUCCAGGCCUGGACAGCCAAAGGGGGCAUCUCACCAACGCCCAAAUGGCUGUGCUGGGGACUUAUGGCAGGACAACUUUGUCAUGAGAUGGCCACUCGAGCCUGAAGUAAUCAGGGCUUACGGGGACAGGGCAGGGUGAGGGCCAGUGAGACCGCCCAACCUGAGGGUGCGCUUCUGGUGGUUGGGGAGCUCCUUCCUGGGCAGCGGCUUUAGGGGCUGCUGUGGAGAGGGGAAAGAAGAUGGGGUUGGUGAGGAGGGGCUUUUGGGACACAGUGUCCUGGUAGAGGCUGUGGGGGAGGGGAGCAGACCGAUUGGCCCAGCAGGGCUGGCCAGUGGAGGGAUGUGGAGGGUUGGUGGCUGCCGAGCCUGGGUCUGAGCAAGCGGGGAUGGGGACCAGGUGCUGAGGCUGGGGAAGGAACGGGGGCAGCCGCUUAGUCAUGGCAGAUCUUGGGGUCCCCUGGGACUUCCUGGGAACCCCAGUGCCCAGAGACCCGCUGUGGCUGUCUGGCGGGGGGGGCAGGUCCCAGCCUGUGGUGACCCCCAAUGUGCCAGGGCAACCCUGGUCCCUCUCCAGAGUGGACCGAUGCCCAGCACACACGUGGUUCAGGGCCGAGUGGGCAGGUAUGGCCAACAGGAGGGAGGACCCAGCAAGCAGCUGGUGAUGUGUGUCCAGAGAUAGGGUAUUGACAUGUGGCCAAGAGGCUCUGGGGUCAUCGGGCCGCCACCGUGCAGCCCCCACCCCAGGACUUGAUGGCUCCAGAGAACCUGGGGGCUGCUGCCCUCACCUCACCCCGAUUUUCUUUAAAUGAAUUUUUAUUUUAGAACAGUCUUAGCUUUAUAGGAAAAUAGGAAGCUAGCACAAGCUUCCCACGUGCGCUGCACUCACUUCCCUCAUGAGUCUGUUGAGUGCUUUCUUAUAACGUAAGGUUAAGUGUCUGCAGGGUGAGAACCUGGAGACUGUCCUUGUGUUGCUGUGCUGAGAGCCGUGUGUGGCUGUGAGUUUUUGAUGAGGAAAAGCAGUGUGGGUCCUGGGUUUGGACAGCACAGGCCCCUCUGGGAGCCGAGUGCCUUCACCUCGGAGCGUGUGGGGGAGGUACAGAGCUGGAGCCCUUGACCCUGACCGGCCAGCCAGGAAGGCCGUAGGAGGUCAGCCCCCUGGUGUGAGGUGCCCAGGGCCUCCGGCAUCACCCUGGGUGGGGGUUCCAGGACUCGGACUGCUGGCUGUCAGUGGGGCAGGUGUGGCCCAGCAGGGGGCUGCUUUGUGGGUGCACUGUGGCCCCAGGAUGGUGCAGAUGGUGGGCAGACUUGCCCCAGGGCUGUUUCUGAGACAGAGGCCCCUGGAGGAGAACCAGGUGCUGGGCCUCAGGUGUCUGUCCUGAACUGGGGCAGCCUUGGAACAAGGAGCCGCAGGAGGUCCCUGUGGCAUGGGGCCCUGGCAGGGCCACCCCGGGGAGUGCAGGGCCACAGGAGUCCUGCCGCAGGUUCCUCGGCUCGGGAGCUCACGGCCUCCUCACUGCAGAGUCCUUUCAGGAGGGCCAGGGUGGCCUUCCCACGUCUGCUUCCUCCUCAGAGACACAGGUGUGGUAAGACUUUGACCCCGACGCAGGCUUCAGUGAUUGCCGUGGAUCAGAAGCCUGAGCGCUUUGGCUCGAGACAAUUAAGGACGUGGGAUGAGGCUCCGAGACAGGACGCGGUUCUGCCUGGGGAUCCUGAAGAUAAAAAGCUUUGAAAAGUCGAAUUCAUGGUCGUGGAAGCUGAGGCCAUAUUAAGAGAUGUCAGGCGUCCGACCUCCAAUCAUGAAUGGGCCCCUGCACCCGCGGCCCCUGGUGGCGCUCCUGGACGGCCGGGACUGCACAGUGGAGAUGCCCAUCCUGAAGGACGUGGCCACUGUGGCCUUCUGCGACGCGCAGUCCACGCAGGAGAUCCACGAGAAGGUCCUGAAUGAGGCCGUGGGGGCCCUGAUGUACCACACCAUCACACUCACCAGGGAGGACCUGGAGAAGUUCAAAGCCCUCCGCAUCAUCGUCCGCAUCGGCAGUGGUUUUGACAACAUUGACAUCAAGUCGGCCGGGGAUUUAGGCAUUGCCGUCUGCAACGUGCCUGCAGCGUCUGUGGAGGAGACGGCUGACUCGACGCUGUGCCACAUCCUGAACCUGUACCGGCGGGCCACCUGGCUGCACCAGGCGUUGCGGGAGGGCACGCGAGUCCAGAGCGUCGAGCAGAUCCGCGAGGUGGCGUCCGGCGCCGCCAGGAUCCGUGGGGAGACCUUGGGCAUCAUCGGACUCGGUCGCGUGGGGCAGGCAGUGGCGCUGCGGGCCAAGGCCUUCGGCUUCAACGUGCUCUUCUACGACCCUUACCUGUCGGACGGCGUGGAGCGGGCGCUGGGGCUGCAGCGGGUCAGCACCCUGCAGGACCUGCUUUUCCACAGCGACUGCGUGAGCCUGCACUGCGGCCUCAACGAGCACAACCACCACCUCAUCAACGACUUCACCGUCAAGCAGAUGAGACAAGGGGCCUUCCUGGUGAACACGGCCCGGGGCGGCCUGGUGGACGAGAAGGCGCUGGCCCAGGCUCUGAAGGAGGGCCGGAUCCGCGGCGCAGCCCUGGACGUGCACGAGUCGGAACCCUUCAGCUUUAGCCAGGGCCCCCUGAAGGAUGCACCCAAUCUUAUCUGCACCCCCCAUGCUGCGUGGUACAGCGAGCAGGCGUCCAUCGAGAUGCGAGAGGAGGCGGCACGGGAGAUCCGCAGAGCCAUCACAGGCCGGAUCCCAGACAGCCUGAAGAACUGUGUCAACAAGGACCAUCUGACGGCGGCCACCCACUGGGCCAGCAUGGACCCUGCUGUCGUGCACCCUGAGCUCAACGGGGCCGCCUAUAGCAGGUACCCUCCAGGCGUGGUGGGCGUGGCCCCCACUGGCAUCCCAGCUGCUGUGGAAGGUAUCGUCCCCAGCGCCAUGUCCCUGUCCCAUGGCCUGCCCCCUGUGGCCCACCCACCCCAUGCCCCUUCUCCUGGCCAAACUGUCAAGCCCGAGGCAGAUAGAGACCACGCCAGUGACCAGUUGUAGCCCGGGAGGAGCUCUCCAGCCUCAGCGCCUGGGCAGAGGGCCCAGAAACCCUCGGACCAGAGUGUGUGGAGGAGGUGCCUGUGUGGCGGCCCUGGCACUGCAGAGACUGGUCCGGGCUGUCAGGAGGCGGGAGGGGGCAGCGCUGGGCCUCGUGUCGCUUGUCGUCCGUCCUGUGGGCGCUCUGCCCUGUGUCCUUCGCGUUCCUCGUUAAGCAGAAGAAGUCAGUAGUUAUUCUCCCAUGAACGUUCUUGUCUGUGUACAGUUUUUAGAACAUUACAAAGGAUCUGUUUGCUUAGCUGUCAACAAAAAGAAAACCUGAAGGAGCAUUCGGAAGUCAAUUUGAGGGUUUUUUUUGUUUGUUUUUUGUUUUUUGUUUUUUUUUUUUGUAUGUUGGAACGUGCCCCAGAAUGAGGCAGUUGGCAAACUUCUCAGGACAAUGAAUCCUUCCCGUUUUUCUUUUUAUGCCACACAGUGCAUUGUUUUUUCUACCUGCUUGUCUUAUUUUUAGAAUAAUUUAGAAAAACAAAACAAAGGCUGUUUUUCCUAAUUUUGGCAUGAACCCCCUCCUUGUUCCAAAUGAAGACGGCAUCACAAAGCAGCUCCAAAAGGAAAAGCGUGGGCGGCGCCCAGCGUGCCCGCUGCCCAUCGACGUCUGUCCUGGGGAUGUGGAGGGUGGCAGCGUCCCCGCCUGCACCAGUGCCGUCCUGCUGAUGUGGUAGGGUAGCAAUAUUUUGGUUAAAAUCAUGUUUGUGACUGUAACCAUUUGUAUGAAUUAUUUUAAAGAAAUAAAAAUCCCGAAAGAGCCA